AUGCCUGUGUGUGUCUUGCGUUGUUUCCGCGUCAUGGGUCAACGGGCGUAUCUGGAUCUAUCUCCGGUCAUUGUAAUCACGUAUUUCCCCUCCCUCUUUGAUUACUCCCUCGCUUUCUCACAGAUACUACACAUUCGUCUCACCAAAGAGAGAACGAGGAUUAUUCGGCGAUAUCUUCCAAAUAUGGCAGGGGAGUAUACAUCUGAACGCUGUGGUCAAUCCCAAAAACCGUUGAGAUGUAUCAUUAUAGGAGCAGGAGUAUCAGGAAUUUUGAUGGCCUACAAGCUCCGAGAAGCUUUCAGUGACCGAGUUGACAUACAUAUUUUCGAAAAGAACGACGACGUAGGGGGCACAUGGCUAGAAAACCGGUAUCCAGGGUGUGCAUGUGACGUCCCCAGCCAUAUUUACCAAUAUACCUUCUGUCCAAACCCAUAUUGGUCAAAAGUUUAUGUCUCUUCGUCAGAGAUACAAACAUACCUGAAAGCUGUUGUUUCACAUUACGGCAUUGAUGCUUAUAUCCAAUUCAACAGCAAAGUGGAACGUGCGGUAUGGGAGGAGCAUCGUUCUCAGUGGUCAGUCUCCGUUGAGGGGAAAGGGGUAUUCGAAUGCGAUGUCCUCGUGAACGCAGGAGGCAUUCUCAAUAACCCCAAAUUUCCCAGUCUCAACAACCUGAAUAGCUUCAAGGGUAAAUUAGCUCAUACAGCCGCAUGGGAUGAUGCUAUUGAUGCCAAGGACAAAAUAGUGGCUAUUGUGGGCGCUGGCGCAAGCGCUAUACAAACGCUUCCGGAAAUACAGUCAAUUGCUUCGCACGUUGACAUAUACAUUCGCACGCCAUCUUGGAUUACAGGACCAUUUGGUAGUAAGCUCCAGGGUGAACAGAAUCAUACUUACACCGAGGCAGAAAAAGAACGAUUCCGAGAUGAUCUGGAGUACUACCUGCGCGUCCGGAAGGAUAUGGAGGCAUCCUUCACCGGCAUGCAUCGUAAUUUCUUCAAAGGCAGCAACGAACAGAGACAAUGGAGAACAAAGCUCGAGACACACAUGCGCGAGUUGAUCCAUUCUGAGCACUUGCAGCAGAAUCUUAUCCCUUCUUUUGAAGCUGGCUGUCGACGCACAAGUCCUGGCGAGCGCUACCUUGCAGCGCUGCAGAAAGAUAACGUUGAGCCCGUAUUUACACCCAUCCAAGAAAUUACACCAAGCGGUAUACGCGACUGCAAUGGAGUUGAGAGGGCUGUCGACAUCAUUGUUGCUGCAACUGGAUUCGACACAUCUUUUCGCCCACGCUUCCCAAUUAUCGGCCGAAAUGGUAUUGACUUACGCGAGUUGUGGAAGGAUGACCCAACUUCAUACUGCGGACUGGCUGUCAGCGGAUUUCCAAACUACCUCAUCUUCUUGGGUCCCAACACGCCAAUCGCUAAUGGGAGUCUUAUGGGCUCAUUGGAAGCAACAGCAGACUAUUUUAUCCGCGUGCUUCGCAAAACGAUCACUCAACAUGUGGCGUCCUUCGAUAUCCGCGCUGAUGUCCAGUCUGAUUUCAAUGCCCAUACGCAAGAUUUCAUGCGCCACAUGGUGUGGACGGGGUCUUGUCGGUCAUGGUACAAGACCGCAGAGGGAAAAAUAACUGCUGUCUGGCCAGGGAGUGGUCUGCAUUAUCGAGAGUUCCUUCAGAGCGACCGCUGGGAAGAUUGGAAUUGGCAGUACACGAAGAAUCGAUUUGAGUACUGGGGUCUAGGACUUGCAAGUAUAGAGACCUCUGGUGACAAAGAUAAGGAUCUCAGUUACUACAUUCAGUCACAUCCGAACCUACCAAAGGAGGCUUUGGAAAGAGUUGCUCGUGGCAGCUACAUUUGCAGUGAUAGUGAGACAGAUGAUAGCUUGGGGGAACAGAUGCUGAAAGGAAUCGUGUCCUCCCCAGAUGCAGGAGCAGCAUCAAGUCAGGCGUCAGACAUAUCGUGGGAAGAAGACGGUGCUAAGGAAACGGCUCCCAGAAAAAUCUUCGCUGCCACACAGCUGGUGUCGGAAAAAGAUGCUAUACAUCUAUAG
This is a messenger RNA of Paecilomyces variotii, 2043 nucleotides long. RefSeq lists its product as hypothetical. Gene Ontology annotation, molecular function: N,N-dimethylaniline monooxygenase activity; NADP binding; flavin adenine dinucleotide binding. The record is from RefSeq and is a predicted model, not a curated record. The transcript has 6 exons. NCBI's taxonomy places the organism in Eukaryota, Fungi, Ascomycota, Eurotiomycetes, Eurotiales, Thermoascaceae. The coding region runs from base 1 to 2043 and encodes 680 amino acids.